Messenger RNA from Ctenopharyngodon idella (grass carp), 7800 nucleotides. RefSeq names its product family with sequence similarity 83 member Ha (gene sack1ha). The coding region runs from base 289 to 6537 and encodes 2082 amino acids. Gene Ontology annotation, cellular component: keratin filament. The transcript is spliced from 6 exons. The record is from RefSeq and is a predicted model, not a curated record. NCBI's taxonomy places the organism in Eukaryota, Metazoa, Chordata, Actinopteri, Cypriniformes, Xenocyprididae. Gene Ontology annotation, biological process: positive regulation of cell migration; protein localization to cytoskeleton; intermediate filament cytoskeleton organization. Gene Ontology annotation, molecular function: keratin filament binding.
CUUAACAACUGUCACUCUAAAACUUAUGUAAUUGAAGUUUGAUGGGAAAAACGCUUAUUUUGAGCAGGAAUAGAUCAUUCUCUUCACUUGAGCGCGAACACAAACAGGUUUUGCUUGUGUCUGUGUGCGUGCGCGUAUGUGUGUGUUUGUUGGCUGAGGUGUGUGUUUUCCUCUUCUUCAACUGGAGCGAAAGUUAAAGCGUUUGUCGUUCGUCAUGACGGUCUUACAUCGGUGAAGGGAUUUCAGACAGGGAAUCGAGGGAAACCGCAAUUUAGAUAGGGUGUAAAUAUGGCUCAUCGUUCUCAGUGCUCCUCUGCCGGGGACAACCCCCUGGACCCCAACUACCUGCCCCCUCACUACCGUGAGGAAUACCGAAUGGCUAUCGACGCCCUGGUUGACACUGACUUGGAGGGCUACUAUGCGUUUCUUAAGAUGGCAGAUGUGGUUGAUUUCUUAUCCCGUACAGAGAUUGAGUAUAUCAAAUGCAAUGUGCAAGCUCCAUACCAGACCGCCAAACUAGAGAAGAGAUGCAUGACUGAAGAUGUAGAUGGUUCUUCUGACACUUACUGGCCGGUACAUUCAGACCACGAUGCUCCGGGCCUUGACUUAGGCUGGCCACAGCAAUACAGAUUUGUUGGACCUACUGAGGUCACUACUUUGGUGAACCCGCCUGACCCCGAGAUGCCCAGUAUUAAAGAGCAAGUCCGCAGAAUGAUCAAGAGUGCACAACAAGUUAUCGCUGUGGUGAUGGAUAUGUUUACAGAUGUUGACAUCUUUGCUGAUAUCCUUGGUGCAGCGACACGUGGUGUGGCUGUUUAUGUUCUGCUUGAUGAACUGAAUGCUCAACAUUUUGUUGCGAUGGUGAACAACUGUAGGGUGAAUCUGGAUGAGAUAAAAUUCAUGCGGGUAAGAACUGUGUCUGGUAGUACCUAUUCCUGCCGCACAGGGAAGAACUUCAAAGGUCAGAUGAUGAGUCGCUUUAUACUGGUAGACUGCAGAGCUGUUUUAAGUGGCAACUAUAGCUUCAUGUGGUCUUUUGAGAAGAUACAUCGUUGCCUUGCUCAUCUGUUUCUGGGACAGCUUGUAACCACCUUUGAUGAAGAGUUUCGGAUUCUGUUUGCCCAUUCAGAGCCACUGGUUGUUGAAAAUGUUUUGGCAAAUAUGCCACACUAUGACAGGGAACCUGAAGGCUACUACAAGACAGAAAAGACCCACAUGUUUAACAGACAAUAUCCAGCUAUGGGUAUGGAAUGGGCUGAACGCACUGCAGAAGAGCAUUUGAAUGUGGGUCACAAAAUGUUACCCUUUAGGAGUGAAUCCAUCCACAGUGCAGGAGAAGCAAAUCCUUCUGUUCAGAGGCACAUGAACCUGCAUGCUGGUCAACAAUAUAGAGGGGGCCAUCAAUUUAUAGAGCAUGGAAGGCAAAUGAGAGGACCAAAUGAAAUGGUUGGCUUAAAAAGGCAUAGCUACGGAAAUAUACCUGAUUAUGAAUACCUGCCUCCUCAAAACCAUCCAACAAUGAAAGGAAACCAGUACAUGGAGGGAGCUGUGCUCCAGGGUGGCCAUUUUGCAAGGGAUCCAAAUAUUUACCAGGGAGCUGGAUUACAAUCUGGUUAUGACAUGUAUGGGAAGUUUACAGGCCAAGGCCAAAACAUUGAUCAGUUUUCAGGGUCUAGCUACCCUCAUGGGGGAGAUGAGGCUGAACCAACUGGAGCUUACGACCAUGUUCAAAGAUACCUGCAGUCUCACUCGGCUAUGGAGGAAGAAUAUGGUCCAAGAAUUGUAUUGCCACCUGUGCAGUCUAAUAUUAAGAGACAUAGCAGGGGUCAGUCUUAUACCUGUCAGACCUCACCAACACAACCAAACCUGCCAGAACAGAAACGUUUCUUUAAUGUAAACCGCAAACCACAGGAUAUGAGUCAAAAGCAAGGCCUGCGGGACUGGAGGAUCAGCUCGUACCUUAGUGCAUAUGAUGAUGCAGGAGAACUGGAUUUAGCUGAACUUGAAGGAUCCAGCGCAUGUGGUGACAUUCCAUGUUUUACGCAGGAAGCUCCUUGUGGUCCUGUACGUGCUGAAAUUAGACCAGACGUUCCAUGUUUUACGCAGGAAGUUCCUCGUGGUCCUGUAUGUGCUGAAAUUAGACCAGGAAACAGAGAGUUUAACAGGGUACCUUCAUCUAGGGAAAAUCCCAUGUUUGUCCAGAUUCAGAAUGAUUCUGUUGUGCCUGAUAUUUCAGUAAAUCAUCCAACAGUCUUAUCAAAUAUCAAAACAACACCAACAUCAACUUCAGAGUCUUCUUGCACCACUGAGGGUGACAAAGUGGAGGAGACGCAGAACAGAGAACCUAAAGAGAGAAACCGGAUUAGUGAAGAGUUCCUCAAGAGGAAACCCAGCCGCCCUGUCCAGAGGAGUUCCAGACUGAGACACUCACUGAUAUUCAGUUCAAAUUUGGAGUUGAAUACGGCAGGAGAUAUGAAAGAUACUGCAGGAGAAAAAGAAGAGGAUGAAGCUUCAAAACCUUUAGCUCGUGUCUCACAUAUCUUGGAUAAAAAGAGGACUAGUUCUUCAUUUCAACCAUUUCAGUGGAGCAAUUUUGUAAAGUCAGCCACAUUUGAUAACUCCACCAUAGAGUCUGCACAACCUGAGGAUGAACUGAACAAAAUGGGUGAAAAUUCUGAUUUAGAUAAAGUUGAAAACUCCCAAAAACUUAAAACAAAGGGUCCUCUGCAAGAAAAAGACCAACCUCAAACAGCAGUUCCUGAAAGAAAAAGCCAGAGGGAUGAAUGUCCCUCUAAUCUAUUGCAAAAGUCAUCUUCUUUGAUAGAUAUGAAUGACCCUGACUGCAGACUGAGGUAUUUCAAAGAGUUGGCAGCCAAACGCAAACUUGCAGCAGCAAAGGUUUCUCAGAGCAAUCCGGUGAAAGCCACCCAAAAGUUUGCUCUACCAGAGAAACCUUCAACUACUGACGCAGAUAAAAAUGCAGGACCUGUUUUCAAGACCCCAGAAACUACACUCAAGACAAAAAAUACCACUGUCCCAGCACCAGAGACCAAAGAAACCUGUAAAGACACCAAACGUGAGGAAUCAAGUAAAGACAUCAUGCAUAGAGCUACUGAUGCAGAAAAAAUUAGAUUUAAGAAAAGACUUGCGGAAGAAUCUGGCUCCACAUUUUUUCAAAAAGACACUGAUCCAACUCUAAAACCUGUUGAAGAGGCAAGAACAGUUUCUACAGCUAAAAAUCAGACAUCCCCCAUUUUAAACAUUUUUGCACAAAAGUCUUUCUGUGCUUUGUCUGGUGAGUCCACAGAUCCUUGUGCAAGCUCAUCCUCAGAACCUUGCUCAAAAAACUCCCUUUCUACAGCCAAUGCUACAUUGGUGGCUCAAGCAGAGUCUGUUGCAUUCAAUACUCCCUCAACAGAAUCCGGCCUCAUCCAAUUUCACAGUACAAAAGAAACAGACCACUCCCAUGGUGUUUUGACAGGGAGUUGUCCGCCAGUAAAGUUACCACAGACAAAGUGUAUGUCACCACUUAGCGCCACUCAAAGUGAGGGCUGUCUAUUUGCAAAUGACUCCCAAACUCUUGCACAGAGCUCACCCAAUAUUUCUAGCACAUGCUCUGAUACUGUAUCUCUGGAUUCUAAUUCAAAACCAAGCCUUGCAAAUGUAGAUACAUCUGUACCCUCAAAACCUGACCACAUAAAUAAUGUUCCCUCAGCAUUUUCUACAGCUGGAAUUAGUUCCUCUCAACACCCCACUGCAACAAAGGCAGACUCAUUUCAGCACCUCACUGAAACUGUGGAAGAUUUUUCCAGACACUCCACCACAGUAGGGUCUGAACCAUCUGCAGCAGAAAGUGCAUGUUCACAACACCCCUCUGCAGCAGAGAUGGACUCUUCUCAGCAGCCCGCUGCAUCAGUGGUAGACUCUUCCCAACAUCACACUGCAAAAGAAAGUGAACUUUACCCAAAACCCACUGCAACCGGUACAGAACCUUUCAAACAGACUACUCCAUCAGUCACAGACUCUUCACAGCAGCCCACUGGAACAGUCACAGACUCUUCUCAACCACCUACUGUAAUAGAGACAGAUUCUUCUCAAAAGCCCAUUGCAAUGGAGACAAACAUUUCUCAGCAGUCCACAGCAUCAGUGGUAGACGGCAUUCAACAGACAACUGCAUCAGGGGUAGUCGCUCCCCAAAAGCACACUGCAAUAGAAUGUGAACUUUCCACAGAACCUUUCAGGCAACCACAUGCAUUGGGAGCAGACUCUUCUCAUCAGCCUACUGCAACAGUCACACACUCUGCUCAACCACCCACUGCAAUAGUGACUGAUUCUUCUCAAAAACCUGUUGCAAUGGAGACAGACACUUCACAGCAGUCCACAGCAUCAGUGGUAGAUGCCAUCCAACCGCCAACUGUCCCAGACUCUUCCCAGCAGCUCACUGCAAAAGUCACAAACUCUUCCCUGCAGCCCACUGCAACAGUCACAGACUCUUCCCAGCAGCCCACUGCAACAAUCACAGACUCUUCCCAGCAAUCCACUGCAAGAGUCCGAGACCCUACCCAGAAGCCCACUGCAACAAUCACAGACUCUUCUCAACAGCCCACUGCAACAGAGACAGACUCUUCCCAACAGCCCACUGCAACAGUCACAGACUCUUCCCAGCAGCCCACUGCAACAGAGACAGACUCUUCCCAGCAGCCCACUGCAACAAUCACAGUUUCUCCCCAGCAGCCCACUGCAAUAGUCACAGACUCUUCCCAGCAGCCCACUGCAACAAUCACAGUUUCUCCCCAGCAGCCCACUGCAAUAGUCACAGACUCUUCCCAGCAGCCCACUGCAACAAUCACAGUUUCUCCCCAGCAGCCCACUGCAAUAGUCACAGACUCUUCCCAGCAGCCCACUGCAACAGAGACUGCGUCUUCCCAGCAGCGAACUGCAACAAACGCAGACUUUUCCCAGCAGCCCACUGCAACAGAGACAUAUUCUUCCCAGCAGCCCACUACGACAGAGACAGAUUCUUCCCAGCAGCCCACUACAACCGAAAUAGACUUUUCCCAUCAGCCCACUACAACAGAAACAGACUCUUCCCAGCAGCCCACUAUAACAGAGACAGACUCUUCCAAGCAGCCCAAUACAACAAAGACAGAUUCUUCCCAGCAGCCCACUAAAACAGAAAUAGACUCUCCCCAUCAGCCCUUUACAACAGAAACAGACACUUCCCAACAGUCCACUACAACAGAAACAGACUCUUCCCAGCAACCCACUGCAUCAGAGACAGAUUCUUCCCUGAAGCCCACUACAACAGUCACAGACUCUUCCCAGCAGCCUGCUGCACCAGAGACAGAUUCUUCCCAGAAGAACACCACAACAGUCUCAGACUCUUUGCAUCAGCCCAUUGCAAAAGACACUGAUUUGUCCCAGCAGCUCACUGUAACAGAAAGUGAAUCUGUAACAGAAAGUGAAUCAUCCCAAAACUCUACUAAAAUGAUGGCAGACCCUUCCAAACAUCCGAUUGAAACAGUAAAUGAAUCCCUUCAACACAUCAAUGCAACAGAGUCUGACUGUGUGAAUGAGAAAAAGAAAAAAGAUGAUAACUUAUCCGAACCCUUCAGCAAACCCGUUUCAGAUGCUAACAUUACACAAGCAGACAAUAGUGUAUCUCAAAUUACAGUCAUUACAGACUUAAGUUCCACAGCUAAGCAUUCCCAAUCUGAUACUGUUCCACCUUGUGAUAGCCAAGUGGAACUAAACCAAACACAAGCAGGGACCAAACCAUGUAUAACUCCAAUGGAAAAAGACACUGACAAUGAUGAUUUAACUAGUCUCAAUUCAGUUGAGGUGAGCUCAACUCAGCCUCAAGGUUCACCACAGAUUUGCCUGUCCUCAAAUGAGAUUAACUCAACUCAGGAAAUCACACAAUUACAAUCUUGCCUAUCAUCAAACCCUAUGGAAUCUAGUUGUAUAAAUGACCCAAAACCUGAGAAAACAGAUGAGUGCCAGAAGAAUGAGACCAUUACAGAGCAAUCUCAGAGGCAUGAAUCUUCAGAUAUAGCUGAAGGGCCUGAGAUAACUCAGACAGAGGUUUCUACAGCCCCAGACCCUAAACAAACAACACCAGAGGUGGAAAACUCUGUGUCUAACUUUGCAGAGGGUUCAGAUAUGACUAUACACAGUAAUUCAGAAAAUUCAGUAACUCAGUCAUCUGUUGCAAAGAAUCCAAAAUCAAUCAUGUCCACCCAUCAGUCCUCUACUGCAAAUGUUAUCUCGUGCAGCAACCUUAGAGAUGACACUAAAGUUCUUUUAGAGCAAAUUUCAGCAAAAAACCAAAGCAGAUCAUCCCAGUCCAAGGAGACUCUUGCUGCACCCAAUGAAGCAAAAGAGGGUGAGGUUAGCUCUGCAGAUAAACUGUUCUCAAAUUAUUCAGGAAGGCCCUGGUCCUCCAAGGCUACACCAGAAGAACGGGAUAUGUUACUACAGAAGAUGGAGAAAAUGCGGAAAGAGAAAAAGGUCUACAGCCGUUUUGAGGCCUCAUAAUUUGAAUCUUCAGAAGAGUGGCUCCAGUAAAGGAACAAUACGAGGGAAACAAUUUGGUUCUUUCCUCCAGUCUUACCUCAUAACUGUGAACUUGUGUCUCAAAACGUCUGAUAAUACCAAGGAUUGCUGCCUAUUUUGAGAGAAUGGAAAUCCCUGCAAGACUUAACAGAUGAACUGCAUGACAAAAAACAGGAACACAACCCUUACCAGCUGGAAUAAGCUUUCAAUAGGGCAGGUAUUUCCUAUUGUGUGUGUAUAUAUAGCUGUGAAACAAAUAUCUGAAUCUUUUGUAAUUAUCAGGAUUUCUGAAUCCAGAAAUUCUGAUCUAAAAAAAGUUGUUUACCAAACAAAAAGCGGUCAUUACAAAGUGAACUGCCAAAGACAGAGCAUGUGAGCGAUGUGGACUGGGGGACUGGGGGAGGAGUUGUGUGAUAUUGCCAGGAGCAAGGGGCAGGUUUUUUGAAAGUCUCCAAGAUCGUUCCGAUACUGCUCCAACAUGUUAACAGACUAGUGUUCUUGUUUCAAUACAGCAUGAAACUUUUCUCCAAGUAUUGUUUAUUUUUUCAUUUAAUAUAAUUAUCUUGUGCCAAGAUGUUUGUGAUAUUAAAAACAAACAUUGAAAGAACUUUAUAGUGGAUCAGUAACUGGGCACACAUUUUUCUAUGUGGUUUACAUGAAGCAGUGAGUGAGCAGCAGGAAACAGAAAACAUGGAACAAAGUGGAGCUAGAGUGGAAUGAUCACAGGAUGCUUUGGAAAGGGGAAAUUGUUCAGGAUGUUCCACUGGAUGCUUAAGUGUUUACUAAUCCAUUUUUUAAAGACAUGCCACUGUAAAAUACAUUCUGUUGGUUUAUGUUGAUACACGACGGAAACUCCUAAAGCACAUGUUUGUGAGUCAAGGUAACAUAUUGUUAAGAGCGUGUGCAAGAACUUCUUUUAGCAAAAUCACUAAAGUACACAAUAAAAAUAGGACAAAAAAGUUGAGUAACUAAGUUAGAUGAAAUGUGCAAUAUUGUGAAUUUUGGAUGAGAUAUUAUUGAUUUAUUUAAAAUGUGAAACCUGUGUGUAAACAAUUGUCAAUGUAGUGAGACAUUUUUUGCAUCUGUUUUUGAUGGAGCUAUGUGUGUAGAGAACCAAUAAUGUCUGUUACAUGUUGCCACCUAUUCCAAAGGCUUUAUGUUUGAAUCAUGUUUAGAAAAAAGUUAGAUCUACUUCACUGACAUUGAAAUAAAAUAAAACUAGGAUAUGUUCUUCAAAUAUUAAAA